Trematomus bernacchii (emerald rockcod) is the source of this 1817-nucleotide messenger RNA. RefSeq names its product carboxypeptidase O-like. Gene Ontology annotation, molecular function: metallocarboxypeptidase activity; zinc ion binding. The record is from RefSeq and is a predicted model, not a curated record. NCBI's taxonomy places the organism in Eukaryota, Metazoa, Chordata, Actinopteri, Perciformes, Nototheniidae. Bases 140 to 1216 code for a protein of 358 amino acids. The transcript has 9 exons. Gene Ontology annotation, biological process: proteolysis.
CAUUAACCAACACAGUGAUAGCGUAAGUAGUCCACAGUCGAGGGAAAGGUGUAUCUUUAUCUGAUGCGCGUCUUCUAUAAAGGCUAGGGUCAGUGUCAGCAACAGUUGCAAACAAGGAGUUUACGUUCAAAAAGUGGCAAUGCUUUUCUCGGUGGGUCUGUGCCUUGUGGUGCUGCUUUCAGUGGUGGGAGCAGCCACAGUGGAGAGGGUGGAGUAUGACUACUACAAAUACCAUCCAAUGCCAGAGAUCACAGACUGGAUGGUUCAGGCUGUGAAGAAUUACCCUGAAGUUGUGACUAUAGUGGAAUAUGGACAGACCUAUGAGAAGAGGAAUAUUAGCUUGCUCAAGAUCGGCGUUAAUACGGGGGAGAAAAAGAAAGCUAUCUGGAUGGACUGUGGUAUACACGCCAGAGAAUGGAUCACCCCGGCCUUCUGUCAGUACUUUGUCAGAGAGAUCCUUCAAGCAUACAAAACAGACCCAAAGAUGCAAGCGAUGAUGACGAAUAUGGACUUCUAUGUCACCCCCGUGCUCAACAUAGACGGAUACAUCCACUCCUGGAAGGACAACACAACUCGACUGUGGAGGAAGAACAGGUCACCGGGACCUUUAAACUGCACCUGUUACGGCACAGACCUCAACCGCAACUUUAACGCCAACUGGGGCACGCUCGAGGCUUCCUUCGACUGCUGCGACCCCAUCUUCUGCGGGACUAAACCUGUGUCCGAGCCCGAGGCCCAGGCCGUCACUUAUUUCGUAGGAAACCGGAGAGAAGACUUCCUGUGUUUCCUCACCAUCCACUCCUACAGCAAGAUGCUCCUGGUUCCAUUUGGAAACCCCAACUUCAUCGCCAGCAACAACGAUGAGCUGAUGAAGGUAGGUAGGGGUGCAGCAGACGCCAUUCGGAGCGUGCACGGGAAGGACUACACCGUAGGAACCACAUCGGAUAUAAUGUACGCCAACUCUGGUUCCUCCCCAGACUGGGCCCGGAUGCAGGGGAUCCCCUUAACCUACGCCUUUGAGCUGAGAGAUGACGGGACGUUUGGCUUCGAGCUUCCCCAGGAUCAGAUCCAGCCGACCUGCGAGGAGGCCUACAGCGGAGCCCUGCACAUCAUCACCUACGCCCACGACAAGACCUUUAGUGGGGCCGCUGCAACCGCUGCAACCCUGUGGAGCAUGCUGUUAGCCUUGGGUGUCACCGGCACCACCCUGAUAUGAGGGGGGGGAAAUAACUCCAGCUGUUUUGCUUUAAGUUGCAUUUAUCUUGAGUAUGUUAGGUUAGGUUCAAGGAGAGCUCCAGUUUUUUUUCAAAAGACAACUUUUUUUUUAUCCUCAUUUAAGCUAUACAUUUUUGUAGAUUAAUUAUGAUCAAAAGUAUGUAAAUGCAUCGUACAUACCAAUGCACCUUUGAUUCAAUGUAUUUUAAAUAAAUCUAUAAUUAAUCAUAGAAUUCCAUACAAAUCUUAUUUUAGGCAAUGCCUGACACAUUAGUAUAUCCACAAAUCUUUUUUUAUUUCAUUGAAUAUGACGACAUACAAAUAACAUCUGGCACCAAAGACAAAUACAAAAUAAUUUAAUAUGUGAAACGUGUGUCUAUAUUGUUUUAACCACUUUUUCACAAUAAUAACAUACAUGAACUUUCAAAUGAGUGGACAUGUCCAUAGUGAAUGCACAUUGCCUUAUGAUGUCACCUGAAAGACAGUCAAAUGACUGACUAACUGAUUCUACGUAACUACAUCAUUUUGGAACAAGUAUUUAUACUCUGUAACACACUUGUAAAUUACCAAAUUUCAGUAAACAUACAAUUUGUCAUACAUUU